Messenger RNA from Carica papaya (papaya), 1176 nucleotides. It is a transcript of the gene NAC010, whose product is annotated as NAC domain containing protein 10. Gene Ontology annotation, cellular component: nucleus. Gene Ontology annotation, biological process: regulation of DNA-templated transcription. Lineage: Eukaryota; Viridiplantae; Streptophyta; Magnoliopsida; Brassicales; Caricaceae. The record is from RefSeq and is a predicted model, not a curated record. Gene Ontology annotation, molecular function: DNA-binding transcription factor activity; transcription cis-regulatory region binding.
CUCUCUCUGUUUCUCUCUCUAUAUUUAUAUGAGAAGUGAACUUGGAAGUAUAUGCAGUCAAUGAAGAUAAGUUAAAAGAAGAAAGAAGAAGAUUAUAGUGGAAGAAAACUUGCCAAAAUCAACAAAAGAAAAGUGGAGUCCAAGAUUGACGAGUUGUGGAUUCAUGGACAAAAAAACAAAAGAUCAGACAUGACAUGGUGCAAUAAUACAGAUGAUGAGGAUGACGACCACGAUCAUGAUCCACCAAUUUCAUCCAAUUCCAAAAUACAACAACAAAUCAGAACAAUUAGCUGCCCUUCAUGUGGCUUUAUCAUUCAUUAUCAAGAUGAUCAGGGUGGUAUUAGUGAUUUGCCUGGGCUGCCGGCUGGAGUGAAAUUCGAUCCGACGGAUCAAGAAAUUCUGGAGCAUUUAGAGGCCAAGGUUUUAUCGGAUGUGCGAAAACUUCAUCCUUUAAUUGAUGAAUUUAUUCCUACAUUAAAAGGAGAAAAUGGAAUUUGCUAUACUCAUCCAGGGAGGCUACCAGGAGUAAGCAAAGAUGGACAAAUCCGACACUUCUUCCACCGACCUUCAAAAGCAUACACAACGGGAACAAGGAAACGAAGAAAGGUACACAACAAUGAGGAAGAUGGAAGCGAAACAAGAUGGCAUAAAACCGGGAAGACGAGGCCAGUUUUGGUUGAUGGAGUCAUAAAGGGUUUCAAAAAGAUUUUAGUCCUCUACACCAAUUAUGGCCGGCAACGAAAGCCGGAGAAGACAAAUUGGGUAAUGCACCAAUACCAUCUUGGCAACAAUGAAGAAGAAAAAGAUGGUGAGUUGGUUCUCUCAAAAGUUUUCUACCAAACACAGCCUAGACAUUGUGGUUCAAGUUCAACAACGUCCGUUAUUAAAGAUUUGGUAAUUAAUAAUUUCGAAUCAGGAUCAGUGAAAAGAAGAAUCUUAACUACUGAACUUCUGCAUGUUCAAGAUGAUAGAAACAUUACUACUAGUGCAACUUUGGUUGACUUUUAUAAUAAUCCACCACCUUUCAUUGCUUAUGAUCAUGGAAGCUGCCAUAGAAACACAGAAAGCUCACCUCAUGAUUUGAUCCCUAAUUUGGUUGUUCAAGGUGACAAUGGCUCCUCCUUUAUUAACCCAUUUUCUUCUGAUACAAGCAAAGCCAGGCUUCAAAGAAACUAG